Messenger RNA from Periconia digitata, 1931 nucleotides. The record is from the annotation of a GenBank genome assembly. Lineage: Eukaryota; Fungi; Ascomycota; Dothideomycetes; Pleosporales; Periconiaceae.
UCAUGCCCGGCGGACGUGCAACCACGAUCAACUUUACGCGGCAGGCUCGACCACUUGACAACCUGCCACCACAACACACCACCAUGUCUGACUCCGACUCUGCACUCUCCUCACCACCCGCGACGGACGACGAAAUGCCCGUCGCGAUGCCUCCCGCAAAGGCCAAAAAGCCCAUGCCUCAAUCCCAGAGCAAGAAAUCCAAGAAGAACGGCACUAUCCUGUCCUUCCUUGAGAAACGGGCUCCCUCGCCGCCGCGCAAGAAACGCGACCCGUCGCCACCACACGAGCCUGCGUUUGAAGACAACUUUGACAUACCGUUCAUUGUCAUGUUUAGGUCGCGAUUCUCCGAUGCCUUUCCUGCAAAAUGCCCUCAUCUGGGCCCCCAGGACCUCGAACGUGGCGUUACCGAAGACAUUCCGUCGUCCCAAAUCGAGAGCCUGCUUUGCGCCCUCCUCGGCUUAGUGCUGAAUCGCAAGAAACCUGUAGAGAAAGGUCAUUAUGGCCGCGCGCUGGAAGAAGCUGUACAGACUCAAAAAUCACAAUGGCCAGCGUCAUGGAAUUCUACAAACCCAUUGCAUGGGGGUCGCUCGUUCAAUACAAUGACCGCUACUGAGCGUCUUGCCUUGCUCAAGACCCUCAUCCUAUGGAGCCUUAACCAAUCCGAAGUAAUCUCUACUAUGAUCAAGGAAGGUUACAAGUCGCGAUCGACAAAGGACAAGGCCGAUGCAAACAUCCCGCUUUCCGUGCAGCCAUGGGGUCGCGACGGCGACAAGCGACAAUUCUGGCUUAUUGAAGGGCAGGAUGAUACAGCGUUUCGAAUCUAUAGGGAGAGCGAUCGAAAAAAGAAGAAGAUCACAUGGUGGAGCGUUGCAGGUUCUAUUGAAGAGCUGCGCACUCUGGCCGACAAGCUGGUGGAGGAAGACGGCACCCGCGACGCGAAAUCGCUGAGCGAACGUAUGCUCCACGCAAUUCCUCGUUUCGAGGCUACAGAAGAGAAGCGUAAGCGUCGCGAGUACCGUAAUGCUCGCAAAGCAGCUUUUACUCGACCCGAGCCCGGUUACUCCCUUUACGAAGGUCGCACCCGCGGCAAGCGCAUGCGCUACAAUUUUUCCGAUGAAGAGGUUGAUGUAGACUCCGAUGCACUAUCUGUUCGGCGAUCUACGCGCAAUUCUGGUCGCGAAACACCUGCUGCUCCUGCCGCUGCGACUGUUACCGCUAGUGGCCGCCAGGUCCGUUCUCGCGCAACCGGUGCCUACGGCGAAUCUCUGGUCAGCGGCCAAACAACGGAACGUGCCUCUCCCGCCACAGGAGAUUACGCUCGAUCUGAUGUCUCAGAAGAACCACGAAAUUCUCACGGCCGAUCCACCCGUGCUGCUGCCACCAAGGCUGCCGAUGGUUUUACAAAAAAGCGCAAACAUUCCGAAAAGUACGACGAUGAAGACGAGAUGGAUGACGAUGAAGACGAUGCGACAUCUUGGGACGGAGGCGAUGAAGACGAAGAGGCUGAUAGAAUGGAACUCGAUGAUGAGGAUCAGUCUGAUGACGACGCAUCUGAUGAGGAGCAAGAGCCCAAGAGCCUUCUCGUAAAAGAGCAACCGACCAACGCGGAGCUACCCAAAAGCCCACCGCCUGUGGUGGCUGGCGAUGCUGUCCCUGUACAGCCUGUCGACCCUAGCGAACAACCCCAGCCCGCGAAAGACAUCGCCUCGAACGGAAUCUCAAUUCCGAUCGUCGCAGAUAAACCUAUUACGGCAGAACAAGUACCUUCAAAAGUGGAAUUGCCGCUCGGAGCGCCGACCCCACCAUAUACUGCACAGGAAGAGUCCAAGCCAGUGACCCAAUACCCUGCCGCCAUUCCUAACGGUGAAACUGCGCCCACACAUCACGCAUUAGACGCAAAUCUGCCAACUACAAAGUCUGUCACGGGCUAG